UGUCUGCUUCAGGUGUGCCAGGGAAACGACAUCAAAGGAAUGUUCCAGGCCAGUCUUAUUUAUCUGAAGGCUCCAUGUGGACGGGAUGGUGGACAUAUGAAGGCAUUUCAGGUCCAAGAUACUGGGGUCUACUGAAUCCUGAGUGGAAAAUGUGCAGUGAAGGGAAACAACAAUCUCCAAUUGACAUCCAGCCCAAAUAUAUGUUGUUUGAUCCGAAUUUGAAACAUAUUGUAAUAAACAAAAUUAAGUUAUCUGGCACGCUUCGGAACGUCGGACACGGGAUUGUAAUGGACAUCAAUACUACAAAUGCUGAUGUUGUGAACAUUAGUGAAGGUCCUCUUUCUUAUGUAUAUAGAGCCUAUGAAAUAAAGCUACGCUAUGCUAACAACGACAGUAAAGGCUCAGAACACACUAUAAAUGGGAAUCAUUUUGUUGGAGAGAUACAAAUAAUGGCAUAUAAUGUUGACCUCUAUCCAACGCCCAAAAAUGCAUCACAGCGAGUUAAAGGAAUGGCAAUAUUAACAGCAUUUCUUGAAUUGUCUGAUCAAAGAAAUAAAGCUCUGACACCGAUCAUAGAAAGUAUGAAAAAUGUACAUGAGCAUAGAGGUCACAAGGCUACAAUUCAUCAUUUAUCUUUAGAUGAAUUAAUUCCUAAAACAGAUUUGUUCAUCACAUAUGAAGGUUCUCUUACUGAACCUGGUUGUCAUGAGACGGUAACAUGGAUAAUUUUUAAUCGUCCUAUCUACGUAUCACGUGACCAACUUAUGACACUUCGAACGAUUUACACAAAAAACAAACAUCGGCCAUUACAUAGUAUUCAAACUAAUUCACGACCAAUAAUGGCUAUUAACCACCGUGUUAUUCGGACAAAUAUCAAUUUUCCUAAACCUACGAACCUAUGUACUAUGGAUAAGAAAACAAAAUUCAGAGUUAACCCUCUUUAUGAAGAUCGAGUAUAAGCCUUAUAUAAUAUGGCGACGGUUCCCUAUUAAGCUGUUUACAUCUCGCCUCUUUACUCUGCUGCUUCGGCGACCAUCCAUCUACGCAGUUUUCACUUGUGACCUACACACUCCAGCCAACUCGUCAGAGGAAGGUAGAAAGAAGAGACAUGGAAAAUAUACAGAGGGAAAGUAGUGUGGAAGAAUGGAAAACUAUAAAGGAGGGUUGCACCACAAAAUAACAUCUAUUCAAAUUAAGUAUAUCCUGCAACAGCUGUCCUUAUUUUCUUGAACGAUAAUCUAACCAAAAUGGAGAGUUCUGAUACAAACACAAACAUAGGGAUCUGAUAUGAGAUUUUUCAUCUCAAAUUUCCUGCCUUUAGAAAGAAAGAGAAUUUUAUAUGAAAAAUGAUGGGGAGUGAAUAAUAGCGUAAGAAAGUUCGGUGAUUGUGUGUGUCGUUUGGUUGCAAGGGAAUAACGAGGAAAACUAGUUUGUUCAAUGAACGUAGAAUUUAAAUUUUUUUUUUUACUUUUUCUUGGUUUCUUAAUAUUUUCUUUCUUUUUUUUUUUUCGUUUUCGCUCAUUCAUUUGAUUUUUCAUGUUGACAAUGGUGGGAGAAAAUAAGUUGCUGGUUUCGCUUAAUUUCUUUUUGUUAUCUG
This is a messenger RNA of Octopus sinensis (East Asian common octopus), 1597 nucleotides long. Its product is annotated as carbonic anhydrase-related protein 10-like. Lineage: Eukaryota; Metazoa; Mollusca; Cephalopoda; Octopoda; Octopodidae. The record is from RefSeq and is a predicted model, not a curated record. Gene Ontology annotation, molecular function: carbonate dehydratase activity; zinc ion binding. The coding region runs from base 75 to 959 and encodes 294 amino acids. The transcript is spliced from 10 exons.